Molecule: messenger RNA, 4862 nt
Organism: Ochlerotatus camptorhynchus
Lineage: Eukaryota; Metazoa; Arthropoda; Insecta; Diptera; Culicidae
Product: DENN domain-containing protein 1C
Exons: 10
Coding region: 644-4222 (1192 amino acids)
Biological process (GO): endocytosis; endocytic recycling
Cellular component (GO): cytosol; intracellular membrane-bounded organelle
Molecular function (GO): guanyl-nucleotide exchange factor activity; phosphatidylinositol phosphate binding
Source: RefSeq, a predicted model, not a curated record
UGUUCAUCACUCUCAUUCAGUUCUUCGAUUCGCGACGGAACGCAGCUCGUUUUUGUAUAGUAAAGUCGACGACGAGUUUGUAGUAAAUCGGUACUUCUGAGGAGUUUUCUGCUGCUGUUGCUGGUGUUGUGUGUGUAGACAAAUUUUUCGCACUACUGCACUCCGUACUCGUCGGUCGUCGUGCUAUUUUCGCGUUUGGGGAUUGAACGAGAAAAAAGAUGGAAGUUCUCUAGCGAUCCGUCGUCGCGGAUUUUGUUGUGCGUCUCAGGUUCUGUGUUUGUGUGUCUAUUUUCGAAGCUCGUGCAGAAAAGAUCCUGGAAUCGGUCGUGAAUCUGAAGAAAAGUGAUCUGGUCCUUACCAUUCCGAUUCCACCAGUUUUUGUGAGUGGUGAUCAAAGAAUCACGAAAAGAGAAAAAUGCCAAUAAAGGAGGGGUUCUGAUGUAAAACAAAAGGCAAGAAGCUUUAAGUGGUGGAAAAUCAUCCCGAAAAUAGUGCGACCCUUGUCCCGGAUAGCAGAGAAAGGAGAUUACAAAUUACGCGAAGGCGCAGUGGUUUACGCCCCAUUUUUUUUGUUCGCAUCGUGUCCUCCCACGGAAGAAAAUAUUAAUAAUCAUCAACAGAGCCAGUUAUCGGAGGAAGUGUCAUGAACUCCCGAAUAAAGGAGGAUGUCACCCGACUGUUUGAGUACUGGUGCGAGAUUGCUCCUGGGGCUGCGGCGACGACGGCGUCCUCUCCAGCCUCGGCGAGCCCAUCGUCAAAUAAUGGGGACAGCAAGCAUCCGGGAUACAUCGUGCACAGCUUCCCGGAGUCGUUCAAGGAUGCCAAGGUGAUUGCCGAUAUUCCGGCGUUUGCGUUUCCAUGCGCCUUCGAGAGGCGGACAAUCCAGGUGCACUCGUUCGUACUAACCAAUAUCGAUUCCAAGUGGCGGUUCGGAUUCUGCAGGCAUGAUCCGAAAUCACCGACCGCGAUGGUCAUCGUCACGUACCUGCCGUGGCACGAUACCUUCAUCCGCUUCCUGAAUGUGUUGGCCGAUGUGCGGAAAAACUCCCAGAGUGAAUUCGAGUCAUUCCUGACGGAAGCGUACAACAAGGGCGUCCCGGAACCGGGCGGAUGCCUGAAGCUGCAGUAUGACCGACCCGUACAGACAUUCGUCUUCCAGAGGCCCCAGCAGUUCCUUCUACCCAGUAUACCGGAAAAUCACAACCUAAACCUGUACUACAACUUUGUGGAGCCAAAGUUCAUGAUCGGGGUGUUCGCCGCGAUGCUGGCAGAGCGGAGAAUCAUCUUCAUGUCGCGCCGUCUGGAUGUCCUCUCGUCCUGCAUCCAGGCGGCGAAUGCAUUCCUCUAUCCGAUGGUGUGGCAGCACAUCUUCAUCCCGGUCCUGCCGAUGAAGAUGAAGGACAUCCUCGGCGCACCGAUGCCAUUUCUGAUAGGCGUCCCGGAGGCCGUGUUCGAAUCGCUCCGCCGGGAGGAGAUCGGCGACGUCGUCCUACUGAACUGUGAUAAGCGAACGCUGGAAACGCCGUUCGACGAUGUGAAAAACAUGCCACCGGAACUGGUCGCCUCGCUCAAGAAACACCUGGCCAACUCGACCGAACAUCGGGGCGAUCGGGUAUCGAAGAUAUUUUUAGGUAUUUUAGUGCAAUUAAUUGGCGGCUACCGGGACGCGGUAAAGUUCAACGACAAGAUCACAUUCGAUCCGGAAACAUUUAUCGACACCCGACCGUCGCAUCUGAGGGCAUUCCUAACCAAUAUGCUGCAGUUGCAGAUCUUCCAGCAGUUCAUCGAAGAACGGCUGGAUAUGCUGAACACCGGGCAGGGGUUUUCGGACGAAUUUGAGGUGGAGUGCUUCCGAUAUGCGGAAAAGUCCGGCCGCAAAGUGAAACAAUACAAGGACCUGCUGAAGAACUUUAAGGAUAAGACCAACCCGGCAGUUCGGUCCGCCGUCAAAUCGGUCAAAGAAGGUGGCAAAGGUGUCAAGACGGCCUACAAAGGCCUCCGGUCCAAGUUCCGCGAAACGACACCACCGAAAUCGAAGCUGGACAGCAGCAUCCACUCGCACAUGUCCCAGUACGACGUGGGGCACCAGUCGGCACCGAACUCGCCCGUCUUCAACAAGCGGCCGCAGACGAUUGCCCUACCGGACGACUCGUCCUACCAUCACACCAAUCACGCCCAAAUGCUGACCCCUUCCAGCACGUCCCUGUACAACUCGCCGCACAUCGUGAUGAGCAACAGCAGCCAUAACAAUUACAACACCAUCACCGGGUGCAGCAGCAGUAGCGUGAUGAUGAACAAUAACAACAACCACCACCACAGCAGCAGCUACAACACGAGCAGUAGCGACGUGCGGAGUCCGUCGCUCAGCUUGAGCCCAACCAGUUCGAACUCGUCGUCGGAGAUGAAUCUGCUGCAGGAGCUGCAGCAUCUGGCGUUGUUCAAAUCGCCCGCCGUCAACCGGAAUCUCAAGCCGUCGUACAGCUUGGACUCGCCCAAUCGGGCCGCAUCUCGGACCGGUGCUCCGGUGAGUUCACCCGGAUCGGGUCCCGGGCUGCCACGAAUACAGGAAGCACCAUCAUCCUCGGCAACGCAACCGCUUCUGCAGUUGGAUUUAAACACCGGAUCGCCGGAGGCAAACGGCCAACGAGGCUUGCACCACCAUGCGGCGAACAACUACAACAACAACGAUCAAAACUUUGACCUAUCACCGGACAUGCCCUGUCCGCCGGUGCCUCCGAGGAGGUUCCAAACGGCAGCCGAAGCCCUGGCUGGCAUCCAGAUUUCACCCCCACCAAUGUCUCCCCCCUCGUCUUCCUCGUCGACCUCGGCGUCGCCCUAUAGAAACUAUAACAACUUCCUGCACCACGCUGCCAUGAUGCAAUCGAAGCCAAAUCAAUCGCCCUCGAAUCCGAACACGGCCGGAGGGUCGCCCUCGCCGGUCGUUAGUCAGUCGCCUCCGCUCCCGUCGCCACCGCCACCGCCGCCACUGAAAGCGAGCCGGAACGAUCCGCUAGUGACGCAGUUCGACGACGAUGAACUGAUCACUUUAACGCCAAAUAAUUCCACCAACGACGCUAGUAGCCAAAUCGUACUCGAACCUAGUAGAGGCAAUGCCGGUAGCCAUCAACAUCAACAGUCCAACGGUAUCAGCGCGCUACCGAAUCAUGAUGCGAUCCAAUCGCACACGUUGCCACAUCCCCCCUCUCACCAUAAAAACCACCAACACCACCACCACCACCAUCUUAACAGCCACCAUAAGCCACCGGCCCCGCAGCCACCGCAGAGGCCUCCGCUGGCACCGAAGCCCACCUUCCGCAAAGAGUCUAACGUCGAUGUGGCUGACGCUAACGCAACCAUCAAUGCUCCUUCAUCAUCCGCACUCCCUGCGCUCCGAACCGGUGCUGCGUUGACGGGUUCCCCCGAGAAACCCAUCGGCGACCACAGUUCCGAAGAUCUAAUCAACCUGGACACUACCAAUUCCAGCUUCGAGCUGGAAGACUUUGAUCCACUAAACGAAAAAGCUAGACCAAUCCCCGCUGGCACGAAGCCCGUCCGCAGUAGUAAACUAAAAUCAUCCGGCACCUUAUCACCGCCUUCAACGGCAACGGCGCCAUACGGUUUCAAUAAUCCAGUGUAUCCCUAUUUCACACCACCAUUCCUUCAUGGCACCAAAUCGGCAACCGCGUCGCCACUGUCUUCGUCCUUCAAUGCCAACACGACCACACAAAUGAAAAACAACUUCAACCACCACCAACACCACGCACACCAUCAACACUCGCUAUCGCAAGGGAACUUUCCGACUGGACCAGCCGGAGGGGCGGCGCGGUCGGGUUUUAGUCCUGGUAGCGGUCCCGUUAAAAUCCCCCGCAACAGCGCACAAGACGACUUUGAACUGUUACGAAACUACGGUCUAGAUAAGUUCUCGUUCCUAGAUAGCGCUAGUAGUAUCGGCAACGGGAAACAACAGCAACAACAACAACAUCACAUGGCAAGUCUUCUCAGCAACAGUAGCCAGCAGCAGCAGGGAAUCGCCGCGACGGCCACAGCUAAUGGUAGUAGUGCUAACGGUUUAAGGGAUAGUGGUAGCAGUUUGAGACAAUUCGGUAAUGUAAAUAGCAUUGUAAAUGGUCGCCCAAGCAACGCCAGCAGCAGUAGUACUGCGAGCUCCUCCACAGGUGGCGGCACUAAGGCACCGUUCGGCAAUUGGACCACCUUUGACUGAGAUAUAGGUUUGCCCUUUAGUCGUUUGUGUACUAUGUAUAUGUAGGUUAUAUGCAUUUUCCGGUUUCAUCUCUUACUUGGUUUGAGUUUUAUAGGAGAACGAAAUAUAUCAAGAAGUAACCACCACAGACAGAAUAGUAUUUUCCAUUGCGUUUAGUCCCUUUUUUGUGUUAAUAGUGUUUUUUUUUUUGUUACUUAGAUAUUAUAUUGUUUUAAAAGUGUGAUCUAUGUCCACUACCGUAUUGUGUAGCAGCGGUAGUAGUAAGCAAAGAUGAAAAUGUUAUAUAAUUUAUAUAGAACCAUUAUCUAGUGGUAGUAAUUUAUCCUAUAUGGGGGGUCAGAAUAAAAUAGCAAGAAAUUGGCAAACAGACGGAUCGCACAGAAACAGCGUUAGUUGUGCAUUUUUCUUUCUUUUUUUUCUCUGGAGAUGACAACCAAAAAACAAACAAACCAUUACGAAAGAAAAGAUAGUGAAACAGUUCUCUAAUCAAUAUAUUUUAAUCGAAAACGAAGGUAGCAUGUUUUAGAAGGCGGAAAACGGACAACGCGUAAAAAGAAAAGCAAUUUCAAGAACGAGUAAGAAAACAGAUGGAAAUCAGAUACAUAUUUAAAUGCUGUUAGCGACAAAUGGAGGCGAAGAA